Molecule: messenger RNA, 8304 nt
Organism: Porites evermanni
Lineage: Eukaryota; Metazoa; Cnidaria; Anthozoa; Scleractinia; Poritidae
Source: the annotation of a GenBank genome assembly
CAAAUGCCUAAUGGCUUUGCAAAGGAGGCACACCACCACUGCAAUAAGUGCAAUACAGCGGCUCCAAAGUAAAACGUUUUGGUUGUAUUUAUUUUAGCCAAACAUUUUUAACAGUUUGUAAGAACUAAGCUCAUAAUUAGCGUUAGUCAAUUAUGGCAAUAAGAUGGACGCAAGAAGUCGAUGGAGGCCCUCGAAGAGUAAAUCAUGCUGCGGUGGCAAUUCGGAAUCGUUUUAUUUUUAGCUUUGGAGGUUAUUGUACUGGAGAGGAAUAUAACCAAAUUGUCAAGAUAGAUGUGCACGUUUUCGAUACAGGUAAGGCUGUAUAAUUACAAUUUAUACAGCGGAGACAGCGCCUGAAAAUUGAUGACGAGUGUUGGCUAAGUGUUUUGCGGAACGUGUUGGUUUACAUCUUAAUAUUGAGGAGGGUCGAAAACGUACCGGAAAUGUAUUGUUUUCGGACUAUGCACGACAAAUAUUUGCAUAAAAUCACUGCUUUGUGUUUCCAGAGGUUUUAACAGGUUGUUGAUAAUUUUCAAGCAUACAUUCGUAUCCUAUUUAGGUAUUUAGAAUUUUCCUAAACGUCCAUUUUGACAUGUGAGAUGCACUUGAGCGAGCGUGUUUAUUUCGGAUUCGAAUGCUCUCAACUUAUUAGUUUGUGAUUAAUAAAUUAUGCCACCACAAGCAAGUGGGCAGAUUGUGUUAUUUUUGUUCUUAAAAGAAUAGCACACAGUAGGUAAGAUAAAACACCGCAAUUAUUCGAGGCAUAAAAAAUGUUCAGACUAGCUAUUUCAUUAAGUUGUUGGAACAUUUGUUAAUCUGUUUGUCACUAAACAUUUUUCUCGUGAGUGCAAUACUGGUCUUAUUACGGAUGUGAAUCAAAUCGUUUAUGCCAAAGCUGGAUAGUUUUUUACUUGCUCUAUUCACAGCUUUGUGUCUUUAAGUUCUUUUGAAAAGGUUAUUUUUGCUUGAAACAUUGAUUUUAUGAUGUGAAUCUUAGAAAAAACUUAAAUCAGUGAACUUUCAAUCAGAUUGUCCCAUGCAUCUCCAAAUUUGUCAUGCAUCAACAAAGUUAGUAACAGCAGCAUAUACCUGUAUAUAAAAAAUGUGCCAUUAUUAUUUACUGAUGGCAUUCUUUUGCUAAUCUCCACGUCUGAACUCAUUAGUGCUUUCUCUGAUUUACAAGUACUCAUAGUAAACAUAUACAUUCCCUUAAAUUUCUAAACAGUGCCAUGCCGAUGGAUGAAGAUCUCUGCUUCUUCUCCAGAAGGUCACGAGUCCACUCCAUACAUGAGAUAUGGUCACAGUGCGUCAGCUAUUGGGGACUUAGUUUAUAUAUUUGGUGGAAGGAAUGACACCUAUGGAGCCUGUAAUACUCUCUUCUGCUUUGACACAGGUGAUCCUUUUGACUGAGGGCCUGUUUACAUGGAGGUGGGGGACCCCAGAUAGGUGCGGUAACAUGUGGUGGGUCACACCACCUAUCAUGUUAACGUGAUCAAAGUAAAAUGAGGGAUUACAUGGACACGCAGGUUACCCCACUUCACCCUUUAAGUCCCAAUAGUGACCAACAGCAAUUUUCUCCCAACAAUGUCCAUACAUUGUCAAGAGAUAAGGUUGUGAGAAUAUAAAAAAAUGAUCAGGAAAGAGAAAAUGCCUUGAUUUCUAUUAAAUUCUCUCAGCUAAUUUUUAAAGGAAAUGUAUGGAGAUCAGUUUGGAGAAUUUGUAUGUGGAUAUUGGGGCUUAAAGGGUUAAGCAGGUUACCUCACCUACCUGGGCUCCCCCACCUCCAUGCAAACAGGCCCUAACUGUUAAACAGUACUAUGGUUCUAUGUCUAGUGGACUUAGGUUAUGUUCACACUAAAGCAAAUAGUUUUGCACUGCCACAAAAAUCAUAGCGGAAAGGGCUUGUGCUCACUCACAAGAACGAUUGUGGUGGCGCGAUUUCUGUGAUGGAACAAAGCUGCGCAGUGCUAAUCUCGAGAGUAGACGGUACAUAUUGGAUAGGUUUUGUGCCAUACUUUGGUACAGUGUGAACACAUAUCCGGCCCAUCACAGAAGUAAAUAAGAAGCAGUGAGGACUGGAACCCAUUUUGAUGGAAGUAAAUAACUAGGAAUGAGAACUGGAAUUUAGUGCACCAAAUGUCUUGGCCAAUGCAGCAGCGCGAUGUUCAAUGUGUGUGAAAGACUUGUACUGUAGUGCCCCUGAGCUGUUGCUGUUUUUAUUUUAACUAGAUAACUUUUUGUAAUGUCAUGAAAAGCUUAAAUGUGAACAGUGGUCCUGUUGCAUCACUCUGCAUGCCUGUGACAGUGGCGGCUGCUGACCAGCAUUGUUUCGCAUUUAACGUAGCUUAAAUAACAUUUAGCCACAUCAUAAGUUAUUGUUGUUUCUGUCGUACUCAGAAAACUGUGAGCACCUGAAAUAUUUCAGAAAUGUUUUAUUGUGUUGUGACCAAUCACAACAAAGAUCAGGGCAUGCGAGCAAGCCACAAAACAACAAACUUAUUGCUGUCAUNUUUAGCCACAUCAUAAGUUAUUGUUGUUUCUGUCGUACUCAGAAAACUGUGAGCACCUGAAAUAUUUCAGAAAUGUUUUAUUGUGUUGUGACCAAUCACAACAAAGAUCAGGGCAUGCGAGCAAGCCACAAAACAACAAACUUAUUGCUGUCAUUAAUUGCAGUUUAGCUUAAUUCUGACAACUGAUUGGCUUUUUCCUUGCAACUCAAUAAAAUGAGAGCAUGACCAAGCAGUUAGAGUAGUUAGGGCACUACAUUAAUUAUUUGUUAUUUAGAAGCCCCAACUUCAAGUUUCCAAGACUGCUAACUAGAUUUGUUCUUGGUAGUCUAGAGUUCAAAUCAUCGGCUACGCUUGUAAAAUCGCUGACUGGUUAACCUGGUACCAGUUUGAAAUGUUAACCAUGUUAUGUUCCAUUUAAAUUAUUUGUUUUAUUUAUCCCUGGAAAGCACCAUAAGGGAAGUGGAUAAUGAACUAUUUAAAUUUAUAUUUUUAAAGAUUCCAGAAAUAUCUCUGGUGUCCACGAUUUUCUGAGUUUCACAAUAAAGUUCUGUGACCUGUUUGUAGAAACUUGCAGCUGGUCCAGACCUAAAGUGAAUGGAAGACCUCCAGCUGCACGUGAUGGACAUACAGCUUGCGUUAUUGAUUCAAGGAUUUAUAUUUUUGGUGGUUACGAAGAAGAGGUAUGAUCCUGACCCUUUCUUGUCUACAUUUUUUGCAGCUGAUAGGGAAAUGUGUAGAUUUUAAGAGAUUUCUGUUAACUCUGCCUUAACUAAGACCUCUGGCUAUAAGAUUUACUAAUUUACUAAGGUGCACCAAUUUUUGGCAGGUUUACUCCAACAGCAUCAAUACUACACCGAUGUACGGGCCUGUAAGAGUCCAUCCCCCCAUGAAAGAUAGACCAUACCACCGGGGACUGGUUUUUUCCCCCGUUUUUUAUGAGCAAUGUGUGGGUUCUUUUAUUAAUGUCCUACAGAAUUCAAAUUUACAUGUGCAAGGGUUGUGAGACAGGUUUAUUGUCCUUAUCCAAGAGGCCAAAAGUCCCUGAUUGUUGGUCCAGCCAGGGUUUCAACCAGCCGCCUCCCCUUCGGCAGACUGGUGCUUAUCCAACUGAGGUAUUAACUGGGUGGCAGUAAAGAUGAACUCCUCCCUAAGAUGGUCACUCAGUGCUGUUCCCAACAGGGUUAGUUUUAGGGAGAACUGAAUCUCUACAUGAUACUAGAGCUGUGAGUUAACUGUAGUCCUUAAAGGGGGUGUGUUUCGACUGGCUACUUCAUGUUGUUUAUAAUGCUAGUUAUACUUAAUCCUUUAAAGUUAUAACUGUAUGACUCUAUUUUUUUAAGGGGGAGUGUUUCUCCAACACUGUGGAAUAUCUGGACACUCAAACAUUAACAUGGCAUGCACCCAGAGUAAUGGUAAGUUAAUUGUAAAAUCUUUCUAUUGUGGGUAAUUUAUUUGCAAGGAUAUCAGUACUUAACACCGUAAUCACUAUUAUCAGUAUUGUUAUGAAUAAAAUGACCACAGAUCUCUGUAGUGUUGUACAUGUAGAUAUGAUUUGAGUGGUUAGCAUCACGUUAGGUUUAAGACAAACAUAUCAAUGUAAUAUGGCUUACUGCAUAACUGUGUAAUGGAACCUUAAAUAUAACCUAGGUUAAAAAAAUCAAGCUAGGUUAUCAAAAUUAACCUGAAAUCAAAUUAGACCUGUAACAUAUAUUCAGGGCAAAAAUGAUGUACUGGUGUUUGUACAAAAUAACGUGAAUAACAAAAGCUUGAAUAAAUAUUGGAGAAAAUCUUUGUUUCUGUUCUUCAGGGUAAACCAGCCAAAUGGCGGGACUUUCACUCAGCAACUGCUGUUGGAACAAACAUGUACAUUUUUGGAGGAAGAGGUAAGAUUGUAUUCCUUGUUCAAUGUACUGUUUACAACUGAGUAUACAAUCACACACCCCUGUAAACCACCCACCUGUACCUAAAAUACAAAAAUCAGAAAUUGUUGUCAGAACCUCUUAGGAUGUAAGAUUUUGGCAGUUUGGGCGGUCAAUAUUAAUUCAGGGAAUGUUUCUUAUUUAUAGAGAUCACUGCUUUUUUUUGUUACAGGGGACAGAAGAGGGCAUGAACACAGUGGUGAAGAAGUUUAUUCCAAUUCUGUCAGAGUGUUUGACACAGGUGUGUUGGGUGUGCUGGUUCCGUGUUAUUAGCCAGUUCCUGGUACAAACUGUCUAACUUGGGCAACUGGAGAAAAAUCUGACUAGUAGGAAUUAAAUGGCACGACGCGUCUCUGAGCGGCACUUUUCCUUCUAGACAUAAUUUGUAUAGCCAACAAAAAAGAUUUACAUGUGCUUGUAAUGUCAUUGACACCCAGGGAAUAAAGACUUACAUGUAUGAGUAAUGAACCCAUCUGUAGAAGAAAAACUGCUCGGGGAACCAUUACACAGGAGAAGAUCCAGGAAUCAUCCAGCUGUGGUCUUUAUUGAUCAGUUACAAUCUAGAAUGAGACACUUGACGACACAGACUGCUUCCUCAUUCAGCACAUGUGGUAACGUUACACAAAUAAUUGUACAUUAUUUGUUUGAAACAUUGUAAUCUUGGUUUCGUCUUUGCAGUAAAAAACUGUUGGUUUAAACUGAAAACAUCUGGAGAGGUACCAGUUGGACGACGCAGUCACUCAGCAGGUUGGUUAAUUUAUAUAAAGUGGUUUCUUGGAAAAAAAUUUUAUGCCCUUCUGGAAAGCUGUUGAUGAAGUUUACUUGCCCAGAGCAGUGACACUGGCCCCAAACUGCAUUUUGCACUGACAUUCACUUAUCCCAGCAAAUGUUGCUUGCCUAUUGAACAACUUGUUAGUAAUUAAAACACGCUAGCCUUAUAGGGCAUGCCAUUAACCCAGAACUAUCACACAGCACUUUUAUCCUACCCUGCAAACUAAAUAAUAAUUUUUAUUUAUAUUUGUUUUAUUGUUUGUUUACAGUUGCCUAUGGCAAACACAUUUUUGUGUUUGGUGGUUACAAUGGACUUGAAAGGAAACAUCAUGGAGAGGUGUACAGUUUAGAUGCAGGUAUGAAUUCAGUGAAGCAAAUAUAGAUAAGAGUGCUUUUUUUUAGAAAAUCAGUGUUUCUUGACAUAUUUUGGAUAUUUAUACUACACUGUAGCUGAACAAAGAACAAAGGACGUUUGACCAAGGAAAGAUUUUUUAUCAUAUUUACUCACAUUCCUAUGCAAAGGUCAUCUGUCUGUUCGUGUGACUGGUUAUUAAAGAUCCAGCAGUGUUAUUUAUGAUGUUUAUUAUUAUUGUUAGUUUAUCAAGCACUUACCUUGAGAUACUUUCAUAAAUACAGUAUUAAUAGUAAAUUAUAUAAUAUAUUCUAUAGAAUAAUGUAUCAUUAGGAUAUCUGAUAUUCUCUGUGAAGAAGUUAUUCUAUUGACUGCAGGUGUACAACAGCAAUUAAAAGUCUUAAUCUGCAAUGAGGGACAAAUAUUGUUGUCCAGGGUGUGUUGUGUAACAUAGAAAUAUUUGACCUCCUCUCCACCAUCCUGUGAGUUGGUUUGCUUUUCAGACCCCACAGGCCACCUAACCAGCAGUGUAGCAUUACAUGAUGGAUCUUAGUGAAGGGGGGAAAAUGUUUUUUUGGGUUGGUGGGUUUCAAGAGUCGAUAAUAGUCGCCUCCCCCCCCCCACGGUGUGUGUGUGUUGUUUGUUUCGGCCCGCGCGGGCGGGCGAGACGCGGUGGGGGGCGGUAAAAGAGGGGGUGGGGGGGGGGGGGGGGGAGGGAAGGGAGUUACACUUUUGAUUACUUGGGGAGCCAAUGUGGCUUAGCGGUUAUAGCACUGGAUUUGUAAUCUGAAGGCUCUGAGUUCAAGUCGCUUCCUGACUGCUAGCUGGAUUUGUUGUCGGUAGUUCUGAGUUCAAAUCCUCAUCCAUGCUUGUAACAGAGCCAACUGGUUUGCCUCCCACCAGUCCAUGUCAUUUUCCAUUUGAAUAAUAUUAUUUCUUUCAUUAUCCCUGAUAAGCGCCAGGGGAGAGGAUAGUCAGUAUUUAACUUUUAGUUUACUUUGUGGCAAGUUUGAAUGAUUGUGAAAUAAUGAUUUCUCUUUUUUGCUGUUUUGUGUUAGAAACCAAAGUGUGGGUUAAGCGGAACGUCUCAGGCCAUGGUCCGUGUCCACGCCGAAGACACUGCUGUUGUCUCAUAGGAUCAAAGCUCAUGAUAUUUGGAGGCACAAGGUAAGAGUUUAGCCUGAUUAUCAUCAGUAACAUAAGGAAAGGGAUUGUACUCUUCAACACCCAACAUCAAUCACCUCCUCACUAUCAGGUGCCACCCCCCUUACAACCCCAUCACUGACCUGCAAUGCAUGAUGAGUUUGUGUUUUUACAAUUCACGGCCUUUUGUAGGUUGAAAAUUAAACUUAAGUAGGCCAUAAUAUUUGUUUUCAAUUCGUGGUUAAUGCUUUAAUUCCAUAUUACCCGUCUCAGUUUUUGUCCACUGCAAAAUCAUACACAUACAGCUGUAGUAUGAAAUGAUGGAUGGCCCCAGAGAGGAUUUGCUUGGUUUUAAUAAAAUGAGUGAAGCGCUUGUGAGCACUUUAAUACAAAAUUCUUUGUUGAGCCUCGUUUUCUUACUGUUGCUUGUAUUCAUAGAAUGGCCUAAACACUUUUAUGUGGAACACUUGUUAGCUUAAAAAAGAGAGAAGAGAACGCUAUGUUGUCAGUGGCUUAUGGUACAACUACAGCUCAAGUACUGUUUAUUGUUACUAUGUUGCAACAUAUAAAUAAUGCGGUUUUUGUUUAUGGCGAUUUAUUUUACUGGUUUUGUUUAUAUUAUAGUCCUGUUUCUGGAGCUCCAAUUGACGAUGAGUACAAUCUUCAAGAUCACUCAGAUCUCUACAUCCUAGAUCUUGGUAAGCAAGGGUUUAAUCUUAAUAAAUUAUGAUUUUUUGCUAAAGCUGGGUUUGAAUACACUGAAAAAGAGUUAUUGAGAUUUUAGGCUGGUUUGGUCUCAAGAUUGGAUCAAAAUAGUGUAUUAAUCUCAAAUAAUAUUGUAGUUGGCCACAGACGAAAAUACCAUAAUAUUCUUUAAACUGUUGUUUGGAUGGUGCUUCAUGUAAACCUUAUAUUUUCGUGAUGGUUUAUUCUUUGUAUGAGCUGCAACUGCAGCAUACGCCUUUUGACAAGAAGCUGAUGCAUUGCACAUGCGAACUAUGCGAAGAACAAAAUAACGUUAUUGCAAACGUGGCUUUGCAUGAAGCACCAUCCGAAUGGAAUUUUCAAUUAAAUGAUAUUAUGGUAUUUUACAUCUUAGCCAAUUUGUAGCAGUGCCAAGUAAUUUACCAUGCCUUUGAUAUCUCAAGUUGACAGAACUAUUAAGCGUGGAUCAUUUUCCAACAAUUUCUGAUGAUUUACAAUUAUGAACUUUUAAGUUGACCAAAAAUUAAUGUUUCCAUCAUAAAAGAAGUGUGAAGAUGUUUGAGUGUUUUUGAAACUGACUCAAAGACUUCUGAUGAUUGCUAGAAUGUAACUGAAGAGCACAAGAUCAUGCUCACAGUAUGUUUCCUAACUGCUGACAGCUACGAAAGUGGAUACGUAAAGUUAUGUUGUUGUUGUUGUUGUUAGUGUUAGUGUUAUUUGGAAUAAAAUAGGGGUUUUAAAGGUAAAUGCUGAUGUCUUUUCUUAUCCCAUUUUGCCAGCUGUUGUAAAUACAUCUAAACAUAGCAUGUUCUUCUUCACAGAGCCAUCUCUUCGAACAUUGUGCAAACUUGCUGUUAUUCAGUACAGACUAGAUCAGACACCAUUACCUAAAGUGCUCAAGUAA